CGUGGUGAGAUGGCUGGAGAAACGGUAAGUAAAUGCUUGCGUAGGGCUGGCUUCGAGGGUUGCAGAUCACCGGUCAAGGCGUGAACUGGGGAAGACAGGAUUAGAAACAAGACUUACUGUUUACACGCUAGGAAGGCCAGCAAUGCUCCAGACCAAUUUGACUGGGCUACGAGAUGGAUAGAUGGCGCUGCAAAGCGAAGAGGCGAUUGAGGAAAGAGAAAGCACAGUCGGAAAUUGUGCUGGAGGCCGCAUCAAAGCUUCUAAUAAAAAGAGUACGCGCUGUUCUUCAGGCGUGCCUGUUGUCUUGGGCAGUGGCGCGGUUGCUGUCUGUUGUCGGGAUGUGCCAGCGAGGUAGGUCGUCGGCCGCUAUCGUUAGUUCAUCAGGCAUCCAAGCACCGCCUCGAUCACUGACCACAUGAACAUCAAGCCCACAUUUUGCAAAUCACCAUCUGCACCCCGCAUCGAGAGGCUGGAGAAAGAGGACAGAAAAAAAGGAAGCGAGAGAAAAGUUGUAGAGAUGCAUUCGAUGGCCGGCAGGCCGAAUUGUCUCCCUCUCAGUCGUCAAUGGCCAUUCUGUGUCGGCGGAGUUGUUGAGCAGAAGGAGCGGACGAAGAUCCAAACAAGACGCGAUCGAACGCCAUCCCGUCGCGUCUCACCGCGCUCCUACCGAAAAUGGAAAGGUUACGGCCAAACCACGGCAGGGGUCCCACGAGCUCGCCAGGCUGCCAGCACAGCAAAGCCCACUCUUCAAAGCAAACAUCCCAUCACAAGACCUCUUCCUCGGCGUCUAUAUCUGAAUUUUUGUCCAAUGACUUGCACCUUCUCAUCCUCAUCCUCGUGCUGGACGCCGUUGCUCACCGCUACCAUCAGCUAUGCCGGCAUCCGACACCCAUCAUGAUUACGGCACCACCCAAUUCACCUACCUAUUUAUAUCUUCGACCAUUCUUGCACGCUUACCAAGGCA
Messenger RNA from Aplosporella prunicola CBS 121167, 964 nucleotides. RefSeq lists its product as uncharacterized. Bases 416 to 898 code for a protein of 160 amino acids. The transcript has a single exon. The record is from RefSeq and is a predicted model, not a curated record. Lineage: Eukaryota; Fungi; Ascomycota; Dothideomycetes; Botryosphaeriales; Aplosporellaceae.